Molecule: messenger RNA, 1128 nt
Organism: Aspergillus saccharolyticus JOP 1030-1
Lineage: Eukaryota; Fungi; Ascomycota; Eurotiomycetes; Eurotiales; Aspergillaceae
Product: short-chain dehydrogenases/reductase
Exons: 2
Coding region: 97-1023 (308 amino acids)
Biological process (GO): secondary metabolic process
Source: RefSeq, a predicted model, not a curated record
CUUGACCUUCACAUUUUAAGACAUCCAUCUUCCAACUUUCAUGCGAAACACGAGCAUUUUGACCCACGAACAGAAACUACCAUCGGUAUAGCCAAGAUGGCUCAGACAUUGAUGCAAGUCCGGGAGUGGAAUGCGGCUUUGAAGUCCGCACGGCCGGAAACAGUGGCCCUGUUCGUCGGUGGCACCAGUGGAAUCGGUAAACAUACUGCCAUCAAAUUGGCCGGCGCAGUUGAGAAACCCACUAUUUACAUUGUCGGUCGCAACGAAGCCGCUGGUGCUCAAGUCCUUGAAGCGAUGACAAAGGCCAAUCCAAAUGGGUCUUACGGGUUCAAGGCUGUCGACAUUUCCGACCUUCGCAGAGUGGACGAAGCCUGCAAAGAACUGAAAACUCAGUUCAAAGCGCUGGACCUCUUGUUUCUCUCGGCUGGAGCUCUUGCAGUCAGCAAGAAUGAGACGGCUGCCGGAAUCGAUGUCAACCACAUGCUACGAUACUACUCUCGCAUGAGAUUCGUUGAGAACCUACUACCUCUGCUUGAAGCUGCACACUACCCCCGUGUGAUCAGCAUUCUGGCUGGUGGUAAAGAAGUCAUGAUCGAGGAAGAUAACUUGGAUCUAAGGAAGCAAUUUUCCCUUUCUGCCAGUACCGGCUACCCGGCCUCCAUGACCUCGCUAGCAUUUGAGGUCCUUGCAUCGGAACAUCCUUCCGUUAGCUUCCUUCAUGUGUUUCCGGGUAUAGUGGCCACACCACUCUUGAAAAAUAGUAUGGGAUCUGUGGCGGGCACAAUCCUGGGGUUCUUGAUGAAGCCCAUCUCGAUUUCGGCUGAGGAGAGUGGAGAAUGGCACACAUGGCUAUCGACUUCACCGAACUUCGCCCCCAAGAAUUCCGGCCAGGGUGCCUAUAUCGUCAACCAUGAUGGCAAGGAUGCGACCAAUCAAUCUCUGAUGACUCAACUCCGAGAGAAGGGAUUACCCGAGAUCGUUUGGAAACAUACGCAGGAUACUUUCAAUCGAAUUCUCACGUAGGGAUCAUGUUCUGAAAUUGGCGACAUGAGAUCCACUAGCAACAAGUGGGCUGCAAGAGGUGAUAUGUCAACGAGUUUAUGUAUUCAAGACGAGGAUGUUCUAACG